Molecule: messenger RNA, 2141 nt
Organism: Polistes dominula (European paper wasp)
Lineage: Eukaryota; Metazoa; Arthropoda; Insecta; Hymenoptera; Vespidae
Gene: Herp
Product: Homocysteine-induced endoplasmic reticulum protein
Biological process (GO): endoplasmic reticulum unfolded protein response
Molecular function (GO): protein binding
Source: RefSeq, a predicted model, not a curated record
CUAAGUUCUCUUUCGCAUCGCAUGGUUAAAGCCACCUCCGUGGUUAAAGCAAUAGGGCGCCUCGAGCAUUCCGUUCGUAACUUCUGUUGUUACCCGUUGUUUUGAGGCAUAGACCUAAUAAAUAUAAUUGUUUUCUACUCGCUUGGUGUGUUGUUAUUACUCAUCGAUCCUGAACACGUCCUAAAAAUAAGACGUAAUCUGUGACCAAUGAUACACCGCCAAAUCGUGAUUCCAUUUAUUCACAUAAAUACGUUAUCUUAGAAUAAAUACAUUAUCGUAGCUGAUAUGCGUUUAAUAUUAAAUUACAUGUAAAGUUACAUCUAAAUAAUUUAAUCGAAUUGUUCAACACACACAAAACUUUAAGGAUCAAUAACAUUUGCCUAUUUUUAUCUAAUUCUGAAUGAUUGAAAGAAAAAUCUAGCCUCGGUAGCAUUGCUCCUUAAUAACAUUGUUUUCAUAUCUCGAAUUGUAAUCAGGUGACUUGUCAAAUAUUGAAAAUAAGGAAAUCCAACAUUGUAUGAUGAUGGAAAGUGAUACUGUGAAAUUAAUAAUAAAAGCACCGAAUCAACAAAUUAAAGAUCAACUUAUAAAAUGUGAUAUCGGGUGGAGUAUUGGUCAUUUAAAGGAAUAUCUCUCCGAAGUUUAUCCCAGUAAACCAGAAAGCGCAGACCAGAAAUUAAUAUAUGCUGGUCAAUUAUUGAACGAUUCUUCUUGUUUGAAAGAUAUUUUAAGACAAUGUGACGGUUUAGAGGACCAAGCAUAUAUUAUACAUUUAGUAUGUACUUCUCAAAAAAUGUGUGCCAAUAAAGUAUCUGAUCGAACACAAACUAGUGAAAGUGUAAAUGUUGUUAAUUCAGCCAUAAGAAAUAACGUUGACCAUAUUAGUCCAAGUCAGAAUCAAAGCACAAAUAACAUUAUAACUCAACCUCCACCAACACAAUUGUAUUCUAUGCAACAAUAUUUUGAUCCUCGAAAUAGUCAACAAGUAGCUUGGAUGCAACAAGCUUACACGCACUAUUUCACACAGUAUAUGCAAUUAAUGGCUGCGCAAGGAAUCCAGUUGCCAACUACAAUUCCUUAUGUUCAACAAAUGGAUAUUGAUCCAAAUGAAGUUACACAAAAUACAUAUACGAAUAACAAUAACAAUAAUAAUAAUAAUAAUAAUGUUGGAGAUGAACAACAACCACAAGUGGCGGUGCAAGAUGUAGCUGAUAUUAAUGCAGGAAAUAAUGUAGCUGGCGAGGAUGGUGCAUUUAAUCCAGAUUGGCUAGACUUUUUUUAUAUGCUAUCCAGAAUCAUUGUUCUCUUUAGUAUUGUGUAUUUUUAUUCCUCUCCACUCAGAUUUCUUAUUGUUACAUUCUUGGGUUUUGUUAUAUAUCUGUACCAAAGUGGAUUUUUCAGAGUACAAGCCAUUAUAUUGCCUGAAAAUAAUUUGCGUCCAGACAAUAAUAAUCAAGUAUUACAAAAUGAAGGAGCAGCUCCGCAAAUUGUUCCUGCCCAACAACAUGGUCAAGUUCCAACGGUACAACCAGAAGCUAGAACAAAUGCCAAUGAUGAAAAUGAAGAAAGACCUGGUGCCCUUGCUUUCACAUGGACAUUUUUUAGUUCAUUUUUUGCUUCCCUUAUUCCAGAUCAACCAAAUGUUAUUUAAUUUUCUGUUAUGUGUUAUGCUUCAUCAUUUGUUCUACUUGUUGUUCCUUCAUUUUUAAAUUCUUCACGUGUCAUUGCAAAACCUAUGAGGUGGUCUCAUAAUCGGAUGGGCUUAACAAGUAUUUCAGUAUGAAUUGUUACUUAAUAUAUUAAAUUGUUAAUUUAAUUUAUUUCUAAUGUAAAAAUUAUCAAUCAAACCCACGAACAAUGUACAUAAUUUUAUUAAUAUUUUAGUUAAAAUACUUCUGACAAAUAAAUCAUCCUACAAACAGAUUGUUCAUAGUAAUGGGUUUAAUAUGAAUAAUCUAAUGAGAUUGCCUCAAGGUUGCUACACAAAGUUAUAGUUAUAUUCAAGGAAUAUUCAACAAAAAUUGGUUAUAGCUGUCUUCUUUAAAAAAUUUGUAGGCUUAUCCCAAAGUUAAUAGGAAUUUAUUGUAAAAUACUUUUUUUUUAUGUUUGUAGUAAUAUAAAUAUACAACGAGAUAAAAAUA